Sesamum indicum (sesame) is the source of this 3576-nucleotide messenger RNA. Its product is annotated as squamosa promoter-binding-like protein 12. Gene Ontology annotation, molecular function: DNA binding. NCBI's taxonomy places the organism in Eukaryota, Viridiplantae, Streptophyta, Magnoliopsida, Lamiales, Pedaliaceae. Gene Ontology annotation, cellular component: nucleus. The record is from RefSeq and is a predicted model, not a curated record.
CAUCCUUCUGUCUGUUUUUUUUUUUUGGUUGUUUAAUCAUAUGUUUUGCUGUCGGAUUAACUAACUCUGUGCUGCUCUAAUGAUUACUUGUUCCGAAAGGGGAGAUGGUUUUCAGCUGGGGGAAAGUAAGAGCUAAUUAAUGAAGGGCUGGGUUAGGGAUGUGGUAGUUGUUGUUGUGCUUGCUAUUUUUGGAGAAGCAGCAGAGGUAAGUCUUUUCCAGUAACGGGGGAUUAGUAGCUGUAAAGUUUCCCAAAAUGUCUGAAGGAGAUGGGAAGGGCGAAAGCUUUCCGCUUUGGAAAUUGAUGCUCUUUCUCUCUCUACUUCUUUUGCCUCUGCAAAUAUUCUUUUUUUUCUUUUUCCUUUUUUUGCCUGGGAUUGGGCUUGGGGGUUGGGGUGUUGUGGUCUGAGGUGUUACCACGUCAUUGAGGAUGGGCAAAGCGACGUCGUCAGCGGUGUGCUUUCGUUUUUCCUAUUCUUGAUUUUCUCUUGGAGAAGGGAAAACAUUUUCUUUGUUGCUCUGGGGGGAAAAGUUUUGUUGAUUCCAAUAAAGAAUCCUAAAUGGGGAACCAUAACUGCCCCAUCAACCACCAUGGGCUUUUCUAUUAUAUUUCUUUUCUUUUUCAUUUUUUAACCAUCGAUCAAAGGGUGAAAAUUCUGAAGCAAAUAAAUAUAGAUUUUCAGUGGUGUGCUGUUCUUGAUAAACAUUUUUGGACCAAGGAACUGUGAAAAUUCAUAGUUUAUUGGGUUACUCUUUAUUUUGGAGUUGGUGUCAAAGUCAUUGAAAGUGACAAAUGGAGGCCUUUCUUUUUUCUGUAAAAAAAGUAUGUAUAUAUAUGAAAUCGUAGUCAUGCUCAUCCCUAUUGAUAGCUGUCUCCCUUACAGGAAAGAAGUGAGCAGUUAAAAACAUCAGUUUUGGUAAAGGUAUAAAGAGCAAAAAGAAAGAGAUAAAGGAGAAUUUUGAUUGUUCUCAUAAAAGGGUGGUUAAAUAGUGAGCAGUAAAUAGUAAAAAUCUUUUUUCAGUUAUCUGACCUGCUAAGUAAAGAGGUCAGGAGAGAAGAGGAGUAUACUGUCGUUUUUCACAUUCUUCUCUUGCCUGGAAAUAAGAGAGAAAUUCUCUGCCUUGAAUUAUAUGGUAGGGUAAAUGUUGUGACUCUGUUCCUGGAGAAUUAGUCUAGUCUCUGGUGGGAAGUUGUGUUGGAAAUCUUUGUGGAGAAUUCUUAAGAGAAGAAUCUGAAAUUCUGUGCUGUAAAAAUCUUGAUUGACUUGAACUUUUUGGUGAUGAAUGGGUCUUUGUUGCUCUGCUUUUAGAAGAAUCUGAAAUUCUCUGCUGUGUUCUUGUGGUGAUGAGUUGAUCUGCACCUGUGUUUUCGUAAAGAAGUGUGUUAGUUUCCACUUUCUGAUUUUCUGACUUCACGUAUCCGGGAUUGUAGCUUCUCCAUGGGUUCAGUACUUCUCAUAUCUCCAAGAUCCAGUGCCUAGUUUAUGAUGCAUUGCGGGGACAAGGAGAUUUGAGAAAGUCCAUUAAUGAGCCAUUUUGCUGAGAUGGAGUGGAAUUCAAAGUGGGACUGGGAAAACUUUCUGGGGUUUGGUUCAAAAGCAAUUGAAAGUCCCAAGAAGCUGCAAUUAGCAGACUGGACGAUUGUUGAUGAUGGACAAAUUGAUGCUGGAUCCUUCAAUCUCUCCGCAGGUGGUGGGAACAGUGGUGCUUCUGACUCAGAUGGUGGGCAUGUUUCUUCAGCUAAGAGCUCGAUAUCGGCUUCUACUGACUCCUCGACAAAGGAUGGCAUGCAAAAUCCCAAUUUUGGCCUCAUAACAUUUCAGGGCUUUUCAGGAAAUUUUAGCAAGAAGAUGGAAAUGGAAGGAGCUGAUGUUUCUGGAACUUCUCCACUCAUGGAUGCUUCCAUUGGCUCUGUGGAACCGUUGAUUGGUUUGAAACUUGGAAAGAGGACAUAUUUUGAGAAUAGCGGUGCUGGAGGCAAUGUUAAGACUGCACCUCUUUCUGCGAUGCCUACUCCUGCUACUUCACUGAAGAAAACUAAGUCAUUGGGUCAAAAUCUUCCCAUACCACGCUGUGUAGUUGAGGGAUGCAAUAUUGAUCUUUCAACAGCUAAAGAAUAUCACAGAAAGCAUAGAGUUUGUGACAGCCAUUCCAAAUGCCCAAAGGUUGUUGUUGGAGGCCUUGAACGGCGGUUUUGCCAACAGUGUAGCAGGUUCCAUACCUUGUCUGAAUUUGACGAAAAGAAGCGCAGUUGUCGAAGAAGACUAUCGGAUCAUAAUGCACGACGCAGGAAGCCACAUCAGGAAGCUAUCCAGUUUAAUUCGACAAGGCUCUCAUCACCAUUUUAUGAGGCAAGGCAACAAAUUAGUUUUCUGUUGAACAAUGCUCCACUUAUUCACUCCAGAAAUCCUGCUAAUACCACAUGGGAUGGCGCUAGCAACUCCAAGUUCACCCUAACAAAAGGAUAUCAUUUCAAGUCUAAUGGAGAUGGAGGUACUGAUGAGCAAAUGCAUAUGCCAGGCAUCAAUCUGCCACACGCCAUCGAUAUGCACGGCACUGCUGCCAAUGAUUUUUUGGUGUCGAAGAGCUCCAUACCUACAGUUUUGGAUCCAGGUUCCAAGGGACCCCUUAUGUCUUCCCACUUAGAUGCAGCACCGGAGUAUCGCUGUGCUCUCUCUCUUCUGUCAAGCAACUCGUGGAGUUCAUGUGGACCUGAAUUGAUGCCUGUAAACAAUCAAAUGGAUGAACUUGGGACCAGUGUGGAUCAGCGUAUGAUGCAUGCAACCCCAGAAGGUGUCCCGCUCUCUUCUUCACAAUUCUGGCUCACCGGACAUCAACCAACUCAACCUCGUGUGGCCACGAACGGUAACUUUCAGGAAGUCCAGCUUCUCAAAACACCAUAUGAGGCUGAUUUCUAUUCUAACAUAUUGAACUGACCAUUGAAAAACAAUGUCAAAGAAUAUGUAUUAACACUUAACAAUCGUGUAAGGUUAAUUGGAAAAAUAGAUAUUGACUUAUUGCAAUUGAUGUCUAUGAUUACUGGUACAUGGUUAAUAAAGCUGUCACAUUCCUGUGUGAGUCUGAAAAAAUUCAUCUGCAGACCAUUUGAACAACUUUCUUCGGGAUCGAUCUUGUUCGGUUCAGAGUUGUUUGUUUGUCUUGGGACAUUCUGAUUGAUGCAUUUUGCAUGGUUCUUCACUUAAAAAUCAUAUUUUGAUACGGUAAAUUGCCUAUCAUGACUAUCACAGGAGGGCUCCCUGCAAUUUGGCCCUAAAAUUAUAGAAUGUAAUCAAGAUACCAGCAAUACACCAACAAUACCCCUAUUUAUGUUGAUUCAUGCUCAUUGAGGCUUCUUUUUUACAGACUUCCUCCAUGAGGAACUUUUCUCUUCCUUCUCACCAUUUUUCUCAGACAGGUGACCUUCACCAAUUUAAUAAAAGAAAACCCAUCCUAAUGAAUGUACUUCCAUAGUAAAAAAUAAAAACUUAAAAAAAUUAAAGAAAAAGCAUUCAUCAAAAAGUUGCACGAAGCCAAAGAAAAUAAGUGCAUACCAAGCAGUUGUGUUGCUCUACCUCCAU